Molecule: messenger RNA, 1044 nt
Organism: Myripristis murdjan (pinecone soldierfish)
Lineage: Eukaryota; Metazoa; Chordata; Actinopteri; Holocentriformes; Holocentridae
Gene: emg1
Product: EMG1 N1-specific pseudouridine methyltransferase
Exons: 5
Coding region: 1-717 (238 amino acids)
Biological process (GO): rRNA base methylation
Cellular component (GO): nucleus; small-subunit processome
Molecular function (GO): rRNA (pseudouridine) methyltransferase activity; rRNA binding
Source: RefSeq, a predicted model, not a curated record
AUGGCGGCUCGCAGCGGGGACAAGCGUGGUCUUGAACAUCUGGACGAAUAUGAACCAAAACCGGCGAAGCACCUCCGCAGCCUCCACGACCGCAUGACGGAAAAGCGGCUCGUUGUUAUUUUGGAGGGAGCGACGCUAGAAACAGUAAAGGUGGGCAAAGCAUUUGAACUACUAAACUGUGACCAGCACAAAAGUAUAAUCAUCAAAAGUGGACGGGAUCCAGGGAAGAUAAGGCCAGACAUCACACACCAGUGUCUGCUGAUGUUGAUGGACAGUCCGCUGAACCGUGCUGGCCUGCUGCAGGUUUACAUCCACACAGAGAAAAACGCCCUGAUAGAAAUCAACCCACAGACGCGCAUCCCAAGAACCUUCAACCGCUUCUGUGGCCUUAUGGUUCAGCUGCUGCACAAGCUGAGUGUCAGGGCGGCUGAUGGCCCUCAGCGGCUUCUGAGGAUAAUAAAAAACCCUGUGUCAGACCACCUGCCCCCCGGCUGCCCCCGCAUCAGCACCUCCUUCUCUGCAGGAGAGGCCGUCUGCCCUCGCUCUGUGGUGCCUAAGGAUGGACCUGCAGCAGUCGUGAUAGGAGCAUUCGCACAUGGAGCGGUGAACGUGGACUACACAGAGAAGACGGUGUCUAUCAGUAACUACCCCCUCUCUGCUGCACUGACCUGUGCCAAGUUGUGCUGUGCCUUCGAGGAGGUUUGGGGUGUCUUGUGACAAAAAGAGAACUUCCUCUUGAUGCUGACCUGGCACAGUCAGCAGAUCUCAUGGAUGUUUUUCAUGGACUAGGAAUGGAUGUGACAAGAAUGUUGCCCAGAACCUUGAUUUCAGCAGCGAUGCCACCUGGGUGGUGGAUAUGUAUCCUGUUGAUCAUCAGGUGCAACAGCGCAGUGUUUGGACACUGUAAUGUUGAAUACUACAGUGGAAUAUGUGUUUUGUGUUUAGUAUUCCCUUUUCCAAUGCAGAGGUUUAGUUUGUUUUUGUACCAAAUACUGAACUUUGGAUUAUCACUUGAUAUAGUUGUAUUAAACUCUGUGAGCUACA